Triticum dicoccoides is the source of this 1270-nucleotide messenger RNA. RefSeq names its product protein FAR1-RELATED SEQUENCE 5-like. The coding region runs from base 541 to 1260 and encodes 239 amino acids. The transcript has 2 exons. Lineage: Eukaryota; Viridiplantae; Streptophyta; Magnoliopsida; Poales; Poaceae. The record is from RefSeq and is a predicted model, not a curated record.
AAUCAAUUUAUUUUGAUUAUCUUCUUGGCUAUAUGCUUGAAUGUCAGGCUCGCCACCUGUAUUAUAUGUAGGAAUUUACGGUCGAUUCAUCUAGUUCCUAAAUUUUAGCCAGGGUGUUCGCUCUGGAAGUGUACAAAGUUUUUGUAUACUGAUGAAAAUGUUCAUAUUAGCAUCAUGGUUGUAGUCAUAAAGGCAAAGGACAUUUGUUUGGGUGUGUUCAACUUAUGUAAUUGAAACGGACGUAAGAAAAGGGAUGGGGUUGGAUAAUGGACUAAUCCAUUUUAUGGUGGCUCUUUUUGUUGUGGCAAUAUCGGAUAGUGGUCAUUCAAUUUAAUUAGCAAUUUUGUUGUCUUUAGAGUACCAGGGGCUUAGUUUUCACUCUGUUAUGGAAAUGUCACAUACGGUAGUUCAAGCUGGUUUGAUUUUCCAACUACGUGCGAAUAACUAAACUUGUAAUUGUACCAUGACAGAGUAAGGAUAAGGAAAGCCCCAGCGGAGUGAGAGCUAAAUCCUAACCGGAAAAGUGCUCUUGAACUAUCGAUGAGGGCGUUCAUAAGUAAACGAGAUGGCAAUGUAGUCAACCCAGCAGUCGGCACUUCAUUUGAUUCACUGGAUGAGGCGUAUCAAUUCUACAAUUUGUAUUCGUGGCAGGUUGGAUUUGGCAUAAGGUAUUCGAAAAGCAGGCUAAAUAUGGAGAGGGUGAAGUGCAUGCAGGAGAUUGUAUGUGGAUGCGCGGGUAAACCGGAGAGGGAGAAUACAAGAUCAACUAGGUGCGGCUGUGCUGCCAGGAUUAGGCUACUGAGGUCGGAUGACAAUGGAUGGUAUAUUUCAGAACACAGGCCUCUUCACAACCACUCUCUCUCAAGUACUUGCGGCGAGAAAAUGCACUGGCCUUCACACAGGCUCAUUGAUCGCUACACUAAAGAUCUUAUUAGGCAGCUGAGAGAAAACAAUAUUAGCCUUGGAAAAGUUUUUGGCAUAGUUGGUAGUUUUUUUGGAUCAGUUGACAAUGUGCCAUUUACAAAAAGGUCAUUGAAGACGUUGUGCUGCAAGCUGAACAAAGAACAGUCUGAUUCAGAUGCCCGGAAGACAAUGGACAUAUUUGCAGAGAUGAAGGCAAACGAUCCAGAAUUCAAUUAUACUGUCCAAGUUGAUGAUGAGAGCAGAAUGAAAACACUUGUGUGGGUUAACGGGCGCAGUGUAGAACAGUACAGGUGUUUCGGAGAUGUUGUGACAUUUGAUACAACAUACAGGCACUAAUUGCGUGAAA